Molecule: messenger RNA, 216 nt
Organism: Cladocopium goreaui
Lineage: Eukaryota; Dinophyceae; Suessiales; Symbiodiniaceae
Source: the annotation of a GenBank genome assembly
AUGCUUGAAGCGAGCAGAGGACUUCCACCACUGGUGUGGCAAUCCUUCCUCCGAUGCGCAAGUGGCUGCCAGCUACGAGCGGGAUCAGCUGAGCCAGGUCUAUCACCCGGGUGCCUGUCCGAAAAGCUGGUCUCAGUGGGAUGCUUUCUGCUACAAGCACUUCUGGGAGAAAAAGACUUGGUUCGAGGCGGAGGCCUUCUGUCGCCAAUAUGGUGA